ACCCACCAGACCAUUCUCAUGAUGCAUUUGAUUUUACAGUUUAUUCUUUCUCCUAGGUUGGCUCACAUUGGUCUUAAUGAUUGCAAGGUAAAUACUGUCAAAGCCAAAAUGUCUUGUCUUGUCAACUAUGGCAGUAGUGAUGAAAGUGAUGGCAGCGAUGGCGAAGACUUCUCGUCGCUUCCAGCAAAGUCAAAGGACAUGGAUUUGAAGGCUAAACAUGCAGAUGUUACACCUGCUAUUCCCAAGUCAUCAUUAUUUGCUUCUCUACCAAAGCCAAAGGGCGCCAGCACUCCUUCUAUGGAGGAUGUUGGAUCAGAGUCAGGGAGUUCCAAUAAGAAAUCACUCUUCUCUAGUCUGCCACCACCAAAGAAGACUGGAAGUGCAAAUCCAAAUUCUGCAGCAAAAAUGUCUGCCGCUAAACCAAACCUGGCCCAAGAGUCCACAGGUUUACUCACUGAUAAUAAAACAGGCUCUAAGGGUUUGUUGAAUUUGCCACCUCCAAAAAAGAAGCAGCCAGUGAAAAUAAGCCUGCCAGCUCUGCCUGAUCCUGAUUCUGAUGAUGAUGAACCAGAGGCAAAAAGACCAAAGAGCACCAAGGGAACUGGACUCUUUGCAAUGCUGCCUAAGCCCAAAAUAGCAAGUCGUAGGGAGGCGCAACGUCCUCUCAUCCCCUACACUCUCACCAAGAAGCCUGCUGCAGCUCCUACCAAGCCUCCAGGAAAGCCCUCAACCACUCCUAAGGCUCCAGUGCCAUCUGCAAAGCCAUCUCAUCCUGUUACAAGUACUGCUGUACAGAGUAAACCAUCUGGGAGCAAUCCAUUAGUGAUGGGUUACAAUAGCGAUGAUGAUGAAGAAGAUGAUGGUGAUGGUGUUAAUUUCUUUUCAAUGGGAGGAAGUGAUGAUUUAAAGCAAAGAACUAUGGAAGAAUCCACAAAAGGUGCGCAACGUAAACCUGUUGCUUCCAAUCCUUUGAACUUGAGUAGUCAAGGUAGCAAAGCGAGUGUUGAACCAUCAGUGACUGAAUCUGCUACUGGAACGAGUCGGACUACAAUGAGUGGGGCUGAUCCGGGGGUGGAAGCUGCUCCCGGUAUCACAGAACCAAUGGUACCCCCCACAAAUGAUGAACCCCUUGUAUUUAACUCGUCAAAAACAAACAAUGCUGGGUACUCCUUAUCAAACUACAGUCAUCAAGCGAUGUACAAUCCUCAAUACAACGCACAAUCUUUACAAGGAUCAAACUAUGCACAAGCCAGUGAGGGAAGCCAGCCGCAUGGAUUGUACAAUCAAACUGGAUUGGAUAGUCAGGGAGCUAUGCAGUACUACAAUCAGCCAUAUCAAGAGGGUGCUGAUACUGGGUAUAAGGAGAGUGCUACCAGCUCAGAGACUUCAAGUCAAUCAUUCCUUCAAGAUGAAAGGUUUGCCAAAAUGGUUGGUAAGAAUAAACGAGGAAAGGAAGAAAUACAGUUCAUUGACAUCAAAGCGGAUGAUCAGAUAGGACCUACUGCUGGCUUGCAGGAUAUGGUCAAAUCCAUGACAGAAGAAAAAGAGUACAGAGGAAAAUUGAAAAAAGAGCAGCUUCCUACAUCCCAACAGAAGAAAAAACAUCAGAUCACCUAUUUAGCUCGCCAGGCCAAGGAAAGGGAGCUGGAACUUAAAAAUCAAUGGGCUGAAAAUCGACAGAACCGAAAGAGUACCAACGCCAAGUAUGGAUUCUUCUAAAUGUCUGUGGAUCCAUUGACAAGAGAUCGUGGUGGAGAAUGUGUUCGCUAAAUCGUUUACCCCAAUGCUGUUUUCAUAGGACCUAUAUUUUCCAGAAACUGUGUGACUUUAAAUGUUUUUCAGAGAAAACUGGCACUAUACAAAUGCUUUUCAAUGUCAUCAUCAUCAUGAACAAAGGGUUCAAUUAUUUUGAUUUAAGGCGAUGCAGUCAGUAGAUCAUGAUAACCCUUCGAGCGUUUCAGUUGGUUUAUCAGCAUUCAAUUGGCCUGGAUAGAUAAGGCUAAGAGAUGAUAGUCUGAAAUUUUUUUGUGAAUAAGAGGCUCAUUUGAAUUCACUAAUCGAUUGGACAUUGGAUGUGUCUUUAUGUGCCAAGGUAAUGCUGAAGGAAGGUUGAUAUUAUAUUCUACUGAAAUAUAAUUGGGUGCACUGAGAGUCUUUCAAUCAUCAGUGUAGUAAUAUCCAUGUAAUAAAUGGGUACCCAGUAGGAAGAAUUUCCUUGAAUGCUCGAGCGUCUGAUCAGGGUAGCCAUGUUAAAGCCGGGCUAAUAGUAUUCAGCACGUAGAAACAUUGUAUCAAGUGCUAUAUAAAUGUUGCAUAUUAUUUUUUUUAUUAUUAUAGUGUUGGAGACCACUGCAGGACAUUGGUGAAAGGGCAGUGGAAUCUGGUUAUGACCAAAUGUCCAACAUCGGUCUUAGUAUCAAAGAUGUGGUUAUCUAAAAAGUUAUUCUUGGGGAUUGAAAUUAUCAUCAAUUUGAUUAGAUUAAAGUGAUCUAUUUAAAAAACAUGAAACAUUACUUGAUAAGUUAUUUGAUAUUUAUAGUUGCAAUACUGGAACUGUACUUAAAUACAGAAUGUUAUAUUAAUUACUUUUUUAUGUGGCACCUUGAUAGAUCCUUGUCAUUUAAUUGGGUGUUGAUAUCUGUCUUUCACCCCAUUGUACAAUGACAUCAUUAUUCAUGCAAUUUUGGAUCCAUACAAUUUUAUCCAUUGCAUGCUCAUCGAGACAACCUGCACUACAUGUAAAAACAUGCGUAUUUGCAGCACAUGUGUUUUACUGUUACAUGUAUGUAUGUGACAAUCAACAAGACUGCGCUUCCUCGCACAGGUGCAUGCAUGGCAUGCAUUUUCUUUGAAAAUAAAUUCAUAAAUGUCAAAUGAGAAGGAUCUACUGUUAGGCGUCAUAAAGCAAAUAAUGACUGUCUUUCAUUCAUGCAAUGGACAGAAUGAUUCAUUCGGUGAAAGAUGGAAUGAUCCAUUGCACUCGUAAACAUUCAUUCAUCAAAGUUUGAUGACAUUCAUCAAAUUGGUAUUUCAAAUUGACCUGAAUGUGACGGUGAAAAUAAUCAGUUUUUAAUCUAUUCCUUAAUUUUACCACUGACGUUAUGUGUGAUUGAAUAGAUUAAUCUAAAAGAUAACAGCUAUUGAAUUCAUUAUUUACAGGUUUUGUAAAAUGAAUGAAGUUAAUAAAUAGUAACUAAUGUUUCACUUUCAAUCAGUAUGUUUUAGCCUUGUAUAGAAAAUAUAUUUAGUGACAAAGUAACCUCUAAGUUGAAUCUUCAGUGGAAGUUUCUUCUCACCCUUAUAUACCCAUAUUCACAAAAUGUGCAAUUCAUACUUAUAGUUUUUCCUCAGUCCUGUUUGGCAAAUAUAGGUAAAGUGAAGUAUAGAUGAAAAGCUGAUGAGUCCCAUGCAGGCUAAUUAGAAUAGUUUUAUUUCAUAAUCUGAUCAUGAAAACUCACAAUUUUGGAUAUCAUUUUUUUUUAAUACACUGUAUGAUGGGUCUUUAAGGUAAUGAAUUAUGAUAAGUGAUUUAUUUGCCUUAAUGUGUCUAUGAUGGUUUUGUAUUUGGACAGAUUUGAUGAAAUAUUUGAUAUGGCUGUACACUGGAAGAAGAAAUGUUAAAUUCUGCACCUUGGACAGGUUUCUAGUCUUGGUGCACCUUUAACAGUACACAAAGAUGCACAGCCACAUUUUAGACCAGAAAUGUGCAAAUCAUUCCUGUUGUAGGUGCUCCCACUGUGGGGUGGUACAGUUGCUUAGUUUAGCCCUUUUUCUGAAAGUGUACCUGUAAACCUAAAUAAAUAUUGAUUUUUGACAGGUUUUGCAAUCUUCAAUAUUCUAUACUUGCAUCUUCUGAUAUGCAUUUUAAUUUUUCUUUAUAUAGGAAUCCAGGUACAUAGACAUGUAUGUUCAGUAAAUUUUAAAUUUUUGAAGUAAAAUAUACAUUGGAGAGAAAAUAGUGAUGUCAUUGUGAUAACUGACCCAUACACGUCUAUAUUUAAAUAAAGUACAUUUACUGUGUACUAGUAUGAAAAAGGGA
This is a messenger RNA of Lytechinus pictus (painted urchin), 4039 nucleotides long. RefSeq names its product proline-rich protein PRCC-like. The record is from RefSeq and is a predicted model, not a curated record. NCBI's taxonomy places the organism in Eukaryota, Metazoa, Echinodermata, Echinoidea, Temnopleuroida, Toxopneustidae. Bases 19 to 1719 code for a protein of 566 amino acids. Gene Ontology annotation, cellular component: nucleus. The transcript is spliced from 7 exons.